This is a messenger RNA of Archocentrus centrarchus (flier cichlid), 3465 nucleotides long. RefSeq names its product deltex 2, E3 ubiquitin ligase (gene dtx2). The record is from RefSeq and is a predicted model, not a curated record. The transcript has 9 exons. Bases 305 to 2227 code for a protein of 640 amino acids. Gene Ontology annotation, biological process: protein ubiquitination; Notch signaling pathway. Gene Ontology annotation, molecular function: zinc ion binding. Lineage: Eukaryota; Metazoa; Chordata; Actinopteri; Cichliformes; Cichlidae.
CUGAAGGUAGCGGCAGAGGAAGACGGGUUCCUGGUAACGCUGCCACAAAGCUAACGUUAACCAAGUACUGCUGAACGGUGUGAAUGCAUGAGCUUUGCAAACAUGUACUUAGGUGUUUAUCUGGGCUGUUUACCAAUUGAUACCUACCUCAUAAAUUCCUCAAAGGCGCGUUAACACAUUCAUAAUGGAAUUUUUUAACGAGCCAAGCUAGCCCAGCUAGCACACUUUGUCUUCGUCGCAGCCACAAUCGGUUGAUUAGCUAACCAGAACGAGUUGUUGUUAGCUUAGGGCUAGCUUGGUGACUAUGGCGAUUGUGUCUGGGUCCUGUGCCAGGGUGAAUGGGUCUAGAAACGGGCCCCCCGUAUCAGCUGCACCUUCUGGAUCCGUUGGGCAGUCUCAGCCCAUGAUAGCAGUGUGGGAAUGGCAGGAUGAUCAGGGCUACUGGCGGCCUUACAGUGGCCAGGUGAGCGCCUACAUCGAGCGGUGUCUGUCACCGCGGGGCCAGAGAGGAGGAGCACCCGGCUCUACGAGCAUCUGCCUCGGACAAUCAGACCCCAGCCUGUCGCCUUACCUCAUUGACAUACCAAGCUUGAAGCAGUUUCGACAGGACACAGGAAAGACCCGGUCAGUACGUAGGUCUCUGUUUGCCCAGUCCUCAGGUCUUGGUAGUGGUGUUUACUGGGAAUGGGCUAACGAUGAAGGAGGCUGGACCCCAUAUGAGACUCGAACUUCCAUCCUUUUGGAGCACAGCUAUCAGGCUCGCCAAGGCACAGCAGACCUGGGUCCGCAUGGAUACAAUUAUAUAGUGGAUCUCACAUCUCUGGCCCAGGUUAACAAAUCAACAGGGUUCAGACGCCAGGUGCGACGGCAGUGCAACCUCCCCUACCCGCUGGCCUCCUCUGGACCCCCAGCUAUCCCCUCGGGCCCCGCCUGCUCCUGCCAGCAGUGUUUGAGCCACAGCAGCACCGGACCCAUGCCGAGCCGUUCGCGACAUUCCUUCUCAUCAGGGAGUCUGAACCGGCCCAGCCUUCAAGGGACAGGAAGAGCUGCAGCGGCUCAUCCUACUUCUGUCUACUCGCCGUACCCCAGGAGACCCCUCUCAGUUGGUGGCAUGUCCUGGGGCAGCCCUUGGCCUCCACCAGCCUCUGGCAGCCAACUUUCUGCACCACUGACCAACUCUACCAGUGCCAAUGGCUUAAGUGUUCCUUCCAUCUCUGUGCAGCUGAAUGGAUCCACCAGCGUGAGCUCUGCCCUGGCAGGCAUGGCCUCCAUUUUGAUGUCAGCAGUGGGACUCGGCGUGCACUUCACCUCUGCCCCCCUCCCUCAGCAGCAGCAGCAGCAACCGCCACCGCAUCAACAACCUGCUCCUUUUUCUCUUCCUCCUCCUCCUCCUCUCCUUCCCCCAGCCAGCAGGCCCAUCAAGCCCCACAGCAGCAGCAGCAGCAGCACCAGCAGUUCAGUUAAGAGAGCAAAGAGGCAGCACAGACGAGUCUCAGCUCACAGAUCUGAGGAGGUGAUUCAGCGCUAUAUGGAGGUGGUGGCUGGAGUGCCAGAUGAGGACUGUAUUAUCUGCAUGGACCAACUGUCCAACCCAUCUGGCUACGAGACACCGUCCACAGAGGAGGGAGGCCAGAGCAUCCAGCCAGACACAGUGGGAAAAUUCAUCAAGUGUGGGCACACCCUGCAUAUGCUCUGCAUGCUGGCCAUGUACAACAAUGGAACGAAGGAUGGCAGCUUGCAGUGCCCCUCAUGUAAGACAAUCUAUGGCGAGAAGACCGGCACACAGCCUAAAGGCAAGAUGGAAAUUUACAGCAUUGCGCAGUCGCUGCCAGGCCACCCAGACUGCGGCACCAUCCAGAUCAUCUAUAGCAUACCUCCCGGCAUACAGGGUCCGGAGCAUCCUAACCCAGGCCAGCCGUACACCUGUAGAGGGUUCCCCCGCUUCUGUUUCCUGCCAGACAACGACAAGGGCAGAAAGGUCCUCGAGCUGCUGAAGGUGGCGUGGAUGCGGCGUCUCAUCUUCACCGUGGGAACAUCCAGCACGACCGGAGAGCCCGACACAGUGGUGUGGAACGGCAUCCACCACAAAACCGAGAUGAUGUCCAACUUGUCGGGCCACGGCUACCCCGACCCCAACUAUUUGGACAAUGUUCUGUCUGAGCUGGCCUCUCAGGGCGUGACAGAGGACUGCCUCAAACCCCCAGGAAGCAGCAACAGCACCAGCUAGGUCACAGCUCCGAGCUUCGCACGCUUCCACUUACUGCUAACCACCGAGAGUUAUCCCUUCCGAACCCUGCUCUGUGGCCAGGUGGGCUUCCUGCAACAUCUGUAUGUUAAUAAAUUCAUGUCAGCGUCCGCCCAACCCUCAUUAAGUGAGCGGAGGGAGGGAAUGUGAGCUAAAUAAAAGCCUUGAAUCUUCUUUGUGAGGAGACACAGUGGAGUAUCUGCUGAGAAUUGUUUGAGUACGUCACAUAUUACAGGAGACCGAACUCAAAAAAAAAAAAGAAAGAAAAACAGGGCUCCACUGACUCCGAGCCUUUCAUCAAACCUCCAUCAACUGGAGUUUUUUGCGUGUAUGUGUGUGUGUUUUGGACUCUCCUUUUUUUUUUUUUUCCCCUCAUCAAGCCUCAUCUGUAUCCUCUUGUUAGGUUACCAUGAGAAUGGGAGCUUACACUGGGGAUAAAAAAAAAAAAAUCUCACAAGCACUUUAGUUCUGACGUUGCAUUCAGCUGGCAAGAUGUGCGAUCUCCCUGGAAAAGGGCAGUGCUGUUUUUUUUUAAAUUGGUAACUCAUUCCGUCAAAGUGUUUCUGCUAAAAACCUUCAUGUUUAGCUCAGUGACGCCAACACCUCACGUAGCAAAGUUCAUAUUGAUGAGAAGAGGCAAUACUUUACUGUUGUAAAUAAAAAAAAAAAAACUGAAUUAAACAAAAGUAUGUUUAAAAACAAAUUAAACUUUUAACACUACUUCUGAUUUGACCAUGUUAUAUUUAACACAGUUUGAUGAGCAGAAGCACUCGCAUGGUGAUUUUAUUUUUAUUCUCUUUUUCGGAUUCGCAGUAUUUACGCCCGGCGGCAUCCUGCAGUUCGAGGUUUCAUCACUUUGUGUUUUACAUUUUGUGUUGCCAUGUGUGAGAAGGAGACAAGGUGUACAGCUCCUCGAUGACCUCAGUUCUCCUGUCCAAACAGAUGUAAACGGCUGCUGAGAUGAGACAAAAUUUAAAAAAAAAAAUAAAGCUCUGGAUGAGAUAACUUUUAGUGUGACAAUCAAGGUCAUCGAACUCGUCUCGAUUUAAAAUAAGUGCGGCCGCAGCGAGCAUUUUAAUGUCCCUGCGGGCUGCAGCCUCCUGUAUUCAUGUGCAUUAUUCUGCUCACAGUAUUGCAGUACAGUUGCUCAACCGAGUCUUGACAUGUAUACAAACAAAAAAAGAAAAAAGUAUCUGCAAUAAAGACAUAAUGCAAAAUGA